This is a messenger RNA of Trypanosoma theileri, 924 nucleotides long. RefSeq lists its product as uncharacterized. The transcript has a single exon. The record is from RefSeq and is a predicted model, not a curated record. NCBI's taxonomy places the organism in Eukaryota, Euglenozoa, Kinetoplastea, Trypanosomatida, Trypanosomatidae. The coding region runs from base 1 to 924 and encodes 307 amino acids.
AUGGUUGUGCUGUUAAGCGUGGCAUGUGUGGUGGCAGGUGAGGCAGAACAAGAACCGGGUGAUGUUGCUGAACUGUCUCAAAUGAAUUCGCAUCCUUCUGUAGGUGCUGGAGGUAUUCCUGCUGGUGAUGGUGAUGCAUGUAAAACUGAACCGACUGGUUCAGAGUGUCCUCGUAUCAGUAGUGAACCCGAAGUUCCUCCAGCUGAAUGUGUGGGAUCCACUGAAAAGAAUGGUUGCAAGCCUGUUGAUCUUAACACCAAAGGCAGUUGCCCUGAUGAUUCCAAGCCAUCUUGUCCACCAAAGGCAAUGCAGGAAGUGGGUCCUGCUGAAGCAGAAGAACAUCGUGUAAACACUAAUAGCGAACAUUCAGCUUCCAUUGGUCCAGGUGUUCCUGCAGAGGCCGGGGAUUCUGAUUCUAACGUAGCACGUGAAGAUAGUGCUGAAGCACGUCCCGCUGGUACUCCCGGUGAACAACCUCAGGGUCCUCAGGCUGGAAAAGAAACUGAAGCUUUUCCUUCCCCUGCUGCACCUGAACCUGUCGAUAAGAGUCCUGCUGUACCUGUAAGUAAACCUGAAACGGAAAGCGGGGAUAAAAGUUCGACAGAUGAAAGUGCAGCUGAAGUGGAAGGUACCGAAGCACAACCUUCUCCUUCUCCCACCAAUUCAACCCAAGAGAAUACCGGUGAUAAUAAUGCAAAUGUUGAGAAUGGUAGUACUACUGAAGGAAGUGCGUCAUCAAAUAACCCAGCUAAUGAGGAAUCAACCUCAACCACCACCACCACCACAACAACAACAACACUUCCUCCUGAACUCACAAACAACAAGAAGGGUGAUGCAGACAGCAGCAGCAUUAUCAGCAGUUCUGUGUGGGUGCGUGUACCACUACUGAUUGUGGUUACACUGGCCUGUAUUCUUGUGUGCUGA